Molecule: messenger RNA, 1611 nt
Organism: Alternaria burnsii
Lineage: Eukaryota; Fungi; Ascomycota; Dothideomycetes; Pleosporales; Pleosporaceae
Product: cystathionine beta-synthase
Exons: 2
Coding region: 1-1611 (536 amino acids)
Cellular component (GO): cytoplasm
Molecular function (GO): cysteine synthase activity; cystathionine beta-synthase activity
Source: RefSeq, a predicted model, not a curated record
AUGUCCACCAAGACGCGCCCCGCCAUCCCGCCAGUAGUCAUGGACAGCAUGACGCAGCAAAUCGGCAACACACCCCUUGUACGCUUGAACAAGAUUCCGCAGUCUCUGGGAAUCAGAGCAACCGUAUACGCCAAGGUCGAAGCCUUCAACGCCGGCGGUAGUGUGAAGGACCGCAUCGCCCUUCGCAUGAUCGAGGCCGCCGAAAAGUCCGGUCGCAUAAAGCCUGGUGACACUCUCAUCGAGCCUACUUCCGGUAACACGGGUAUUGGGCUGGCUUUGGUAGGCGCGAUCAAGGGAUACAGAACCAUCAUCACGCUUCCCGAGAAGAUGAGCCCGGAGAAGGUGGCGGUUCUCAAGGCACUUGGAGCUGAGAUCAUUCGUACCCCGACAAGCGCGGCAUGGGAUAGCCCUGAAAGUCAUAUCGGUGUUGCCAGGAGACUAGUCAAGGAGAUCCCGAACGCACACAUCCUCGACCAGUACUCGAACCCGGAUAACCCGAUGGCGCAUGAGUGUGGCACUGCCGAGGAGGUAUGGACACAAACAGACGGCAAGAUUACGUGUCUUGUUGCUGGUGCGGGAACCGGAGGCACCAUUACAGGCCUCGCACGCGGCCUUCGGAAACACAAGCAGGAUGUCAAGAUCGUUGCUGCCGACCCGCACGGCAGUAUUCUUGCCCUCCCCGCGAGCCUCAACGACGAACGUGUGAACGAGGGCUACAAGGUUGAGGGAAUCGGAUACGAUUUCAUUCCUGACGUCUUGGAGCAGAAGAUUGUGGACAAGUGGUACAAGACAGACGACCGGACAUCGUUCAUGUACGCACGCAGGCUGAUCGCCGAAGAGGGCAUCCUUGUUGGUGGUUCGUCUGGCAGUGCAAUGGCUGCCAUGGUUGAAGCUGCCAAGGACAUGAACCUGACUGAAGACGAUGUCAUUGUCGUCAUACUUCCGGACAGCAUCAGGAGUUACCUCAGCAAGUUUGCCGACGACGACUGGCUUGCAGCGAACGACCUUCUCCCUCCUACGCCUCCUCUGACACCCGACACAAACGGCGCGUCCGCACGCCGUCUCUCCACCACCAAGCAGGCCGACGCUUUCCACGGCGCUACAAUUGCUUCCCUCCGGCUCAAGCCUGUCACCACCAUCCCUUCCAACUCGCCAUGCAGCGAAGCCAUAGAAACUAUGCGUGAGAAGGGCUUCGACCAGCUCCCUGUCAGCACGUACUCUUCAUCUGGAAAGGCGCGUCUCGUGGGUCUUGUAACCCUCGGUAACCUCCUCUCCUACAUCGCGGCAGGUCGCGCUACGCCCAAGUCGUCCGUCGAAGAAGUCAUGUUCGAUUUCCGCAAACUGAACGAAGUCGUAAAAGACCUCGGUCGUCUGUCGCUAGACGGUGACAACGCGAAGAACACACAGAAGGGUGGCAAGAAGGGACGAAGGGAGUUUGUUGAGAUUACCAAGGAAACCAGCUUGGGCGACCUGAACAAGUUCUUCGAGUGGAACAGCGCUGCUGUUGUCACCGAGCGCGUAGAUGGCGAGCCUAGGGCUAUUGCUGUUGUUACAAAGGUGGACUUGCUUACUUGGAUGGUCAGACAGGGAAGCACCAACGGAAUACACUAG